AUAAGCCCACAAACAAAUCAACAGAGAAGAGAACCCUCUUAUCAAUGGAUUUCCAAAACGCAAGAUUUGUUGUUUAAUUACAACCCUCUCUUUCUUUAGAACCCAAAAGAAAAAAUAAAAAAGAAAAUUGAAAAUCCUAUAACCAAUCACAGCUACACAAUCUCUCCCUCUCUCUCUCCGUCUCUGUCUCUUUCUCUCUCUAGAUCUGCCUUUAUUACAACCUUUUUAUUUGUUAGAACAUUCUGAGUCUCCCCUUUCAUUGAUUCUCUCAAAUAAAUCCUUCCAAUUUUUGGGCUUUUGAUUAAUUUUAAGCCCUUGGAUUGAAGGAUUUUAUAUUUAUAAAUAUAUAUUUUUUGAGAGAUUGGCAAGGUAUCUUGGAAACCCUUUUACCAUUUUCUUUUUUGCACCCAAAUGUUAGAUUUAGAUUUUUUUUUCCCUUUUAUAUGGUGUUUUAGUUCAUAAUUUGUGAUUUCUGGGUUGUACCCAUUAUCUGCUUUUUUAUUGUUUUAUGUUUCAGAUUGAUGGUGUCUGCAGUCUGAUUUUUGUGACCUAUCCAUGGCCAUAUAAAAUUCGCAAGAUUAAUGGUGUCUGCAUUUAUCAAUGUGUACUUGAUUUCUGAAACUUCUGCUGCGGGGUUGGAGAUUGAGGAGACAUUAGAACAAAGAUUAGUCUUUUAUACUCGUUUGAGAACUAGUUUGAUUGCUGGGUUAUUUGGGUGCGAAUAUGUAAGUAAUGGUAUCAAAUACACUGAUGAGGAUUGUUGCAACUUGUUGGAAGCCUUCUGCUGAGGGGGAAAAUUCUAAUAGAUGCGGAGAUACUAGUGGGCGUGCAGAAGGAUUGUUGUGGUACAAAGAUUCAGGACAGCAUGUCAAUGGGGAGUUCUCAAUGGCGGUAAUUCAAGCUAACAAUUUACUGGAAGACUGUAGCCAACUUGAAUCAGGGCCAAUGAGCUUACUUGAAUCAGGUCCUCAAGGCACAUUUGUAGGAAUUUAUGAUGGCCAUGGAGGUCCAGAAGCUGCCCGAUUUGUAAAUGAGCAUCUUUUCGAAAAUAUCAAGAAGUUUACAUCAGAGACCAACGGAAUGUCUGCAGAUGUUAUCACCAAAGCAUUUUUGGCAACAGAAGAAGCAUUUCUUUCUCUAGUGCAGCAGCAGUGGCAAAAUAAGCCACAAAUUGCUUCUGUUGGUGCAUGUUGUUUGGUUGGUAUAGUGUGCAGCGGGCAUCUAUAUAUUGCAAAUGCUGGGGAUUCUCGAGUGGUGUUAGGAAGAUUGGACACGUCUAAUAAGGAGGUCAAAGCUGUUCAGCUAUCAUAUGAGCACAAUGCAAGCAUGGAAUCAGUGAGAGAGGAAUUGCAGUCUUUGCAUCCAGAUGAUCCACAGAUUGUGGUAUUAAAGCACAAGGUUUGGCGUGUGAAGGGUCUGAUUCAGGUUUCAAGAUCAAUAGGUGAUGCCUAUUUGAAGAGGGCAGAAUUCAACAGAGAGCCUCUGUUAGCUAAAUUUAGAUUGCCUGAACCCUUUGAUAAGCCAAUUCUUAAAGCUGAGCCCACAAUUUCAGUGCAGAAACUAUGUCCUGAGGAUCAAUUUCUUAUAUUUGCAUCAGAUGGCCUAUGGGAGCACUUAAGCAAUCAAGAAGCUGUUGACAUUGUCAACAAUUGCCCACGUAAUGGCAUUGCAAGAAAACUUCUCAAAGCUGCUCUUCGUGAAGCAGCAAAAAAAAGAGAAAUGAGAUACUCAGACCUGAAAAAGAUUGAUCGUGGUGUGAGGAGACAUUUUCAUGAUGAUAUUACGGUUAUAGUUUUGUUCCUUGAUUCACAUCUAAUCAGUCGCAGCUCCUUCCGCGGUCCUCUGCUUUCAAUCAGAGGAGGUGGUAACUCUGGAAAUGGCAGCACAUAGUUCAAGAGGUUAUAAAUACCCAAUGCUUAACCUCAUUUUCUUCAUUUGUAUUAAGAUUCUUUUUUUCUUUUUCCGAAGAGGAGAGUUUAAGGAAAGAAUUCUUUUUUCCCUUUUCUUUUCUUUUUCUUUUUUUUUCCCUUCUUUUUCCUACUGUAUAGCCACGCUCCUCGGAAACUUACUUGAAGAAGUCAUAAAGAGAACUCCAUAGAUAGUAGAGAACUGAUGCCUGGACAGAGAGAUGCCUCAGGGUAUUGGUUGUCGUCUGGUUAUUGGCAUUUUAUACUUGAUGAGCUAUUCCUCAUUAGAGCUAUGGUUUUACUCUACUGCCUCAAGAAUUAUAUAAAUGGGUGUUGCCAUUGCUAUUGAUAUGAAAUUUAACCAAUGAAAUAUUUUACAGUUUCAGUUCUUUUGGUUGCCCCUAUAUGUUUGUUCACGGCUGAUAUCUGAUAUUUAUAUGCGUGUCUGCAUUUUCUUUUU
Jatropha curcas is the source of this 2367-nucleotide messenger RNA. Lineage: Eukaryota; Viridiplantae; Streptophyta; Magnoliopsida; Malpighiales; Euphorbiaceae. The record is from RefSeq and is a predicted model, not a curated record.